Pangasianodon hypophthalmus (striped catfish) is the source of this 3510-nucleotide messenger RNA. RefSeq names its product forkhead box L2a (gene foxl2a). Gene Ontology annotation, biological process: anatomical structure morphogenesis; regulation of transcription by RNA polymerase II; cell differentiation. Lineage: Eukaryota; Metazoa; Chordata; Actinopteri; Siluriformes; Pangasiidae. The transcript has a single exon. The coding region runs from base 227 to 1129 and encodes 300 amino acids. The record is from RefSeq and is a predicted model, not a curated record. Gene Ontology annotation, molecular function: RNA polymerase II cis-regulatory region sequence-specific DNA binding; DNA-binding transcription factor activity, RNA polymerase II-specific.
UGUGUGCUGAGGGGGGCCGGCUUUACACGAAAAGCAGACCGCGUUUUGCCCUCCUUCUCCUGGAUGAUCUGUCUGAGAAGAAGCGUGAGGCAGUGAAACAUUUGACCUGUGAGACGGGGAUUGUGAUUUCCGCUCCUCUCAGAGCCUCUGCGUGUGAGGAUUCAUUCAGAGCUGCUCACAGGAUUAGUUCUAAACAUCUGCUGGAUUAAGUUUUGCUCAGUGUGAGAUGAUGGCCGCCUACCUGGGCCUGGAGGAGGACAGCACGGGCCUGAUGGACAGCACAGGCAGCAAGGCAGAAAAAGAGCAAGCUAAGAGUGAAAGUGUGGCGGUGAAAAGCGCAGAAAAAGCCGACGCGACUCAGAAGCCGCCCUACUCGUACGUGGCGCUGAUUGCCAUGGCCAUACGCGACAGCUCCGAGAAGCGCCUGACACUUUCAGGUAUUUACCAGUACAUCAUCAGUAAAUUUCCUUUCUACGAGAAGAAUAAGAAAGGCUGGCAGAACAGCAUCCGACACAACCUGUCACUGAACGAGUGCUUCAUCAAGGUUCCCCGGGAGGGCGGUGGAGAAAGGAAAGGUAACUACUGGACCCUGGACCCUGCGUGUGAGGACAUGUUUGAAAAGGGAAACUACCGACGCCGGCGGCGCAUGAAGAGGCCGUUCAGACCUCCACCGGCACACUUCCAACCCGGCAAGUCUCUUUUCGGCGGGGACACUUACAGUUACCUCUCUCCGCCUAAAUAUUUACAGCCUGGCUUCAUGAACAACUCGUGGUCUCUGGCGCAACCUCCUGCGCCCAUGCCCUACACGUCGUGCCAAAUGGCGAGCGGGAACGUGAGCCCGGUGAACGUCAAAGGCUUGUCCGCGCACUCCUCAUACAGCCCUUACUCUCGCAUGCAAACAAUGACACUGCCGGCCAUCGUCAAUUCGUACAACGGCAUGAGUCACCACCACACACACCAGCACCAUCAGCAGCUCAGUCCGGCCGCGUCUCCUCCAGUUCCCACUGGAAACGGCACCGGGCUGCAGUUCGCGUGCUCGCGGCAGCCCACAGAGCUUCCCAUGAUGCACUGCCCUUACUGGGAGCACGAGGGCAAACACUCCGCACUGCACACCCGGAUCGAUAUAUAGCUGUGUCUGUAUCACUGUACACCCGGACUUGUGGUUGUAGAGAUGUUUUUAUAUGUGUCAAGGGCUGAAGAUUGAAAUGUCGGGAUGUGCGCAAGUGCGCGUGCAGCUGACGCGGAACCAAACUCGGGAAUGUCUCCGGUGUGAUGAGGUUUGGAUGCUGUGCUUCUUAUCUCUGCUGCAGAAUGGAAAUGUGGAUCAAAAUGGUCUCUCAUGCAUAUACAUAUAUAUAUAUAUAUAUAUAUAUAUAUAUAUAUAUACAGUUCAGUGAAAAUAGUGAACACUUGUCGGUCUUUUCACUGUAAAUGAAACUAGGUGUGAUCUGUUUGCAGUGUUUGACUCUGUAGCUCUCCAUGGGCCAUUUAAAUCACAUUUACAAUGUAUUUUCAUAUCAUUAAUGUUCAAGUCUUAAGUUUCAAAUUCAGUAAAGAGAAGGAACAUGUGAACGGGUCUAACAUCAGUCUGAAAUGACACUUGUGGUUUUCAUAUUUCAUAGAGAUAUUAAUCAGUCCAGUGAGACUGAGAAAGUGAGCUGAAGAAUGGCCAGAAUUACAAGGCAGUCAGCACAGUGUUUACCUGAAGUGCACUCUCAGUGUGGCCUGCAUGAGCAUUAGCACACAGCAGUGAAGGUGGCAAGGCUUCUCAGUGGCAUUCCCCCAGGGCUUGCUGUUGCUGUUGAUGUUAUUAUUGUUAUUAUUGUUUUUGUUGAGGAUGAUGAGGAUGUUAAACUGCGACGCGAAGGCAAACGCGAACUUGUACUGAUAUUUGUGUGUGGAUUGUGGGCUAUUAUAAUUUAUUAUUUUUAUUAUUAUUAUUAUUAUUAUUAUUAUUAUUAUUAUUAUUAUCAUUAUUAUUAUUAUUAUUACUGAAUAAUGUUAAUGUCUGCAACAAUCCGGGGACCAUGUUCAGGUAGCACUUUUAAAUCAUUUUUUCCCCUAGUUAUUUUCAUAAUAAACUAAUUUCUCUUACAAUGAUGCAGUGAUCUUGAACUUAUUGUGGUGACAGCAACAUUAUUAUUAUUAUUAUUAUUAUCAUUAUUAUUAUUAUAUAUUCCGCUUACUUCAAUAUACUGCUUUAUCCAGCUCUUUAAAUGAUCUUAAUGAAGAUUAAUUUUGAAAAAUGAAUAUUUAUUAUUAAGUGAUGUAUAUUCAGCAACUUAAUUUUUGAGUGUUAGCUUACUCAUAUUGUUUUGAUGAUGAAUUUAUAACUUUUUUUUAUUUUUAGCAAAAACAAAAAAAAGAUAUUUGUCGGCUACUGAGAAAUACUGAGCCGUUGUGUUGACUAAAGCCGUUGUGUUUUUUUUUAUUAUUUUAUUUAAAAAAAAAUAAGCGCGUGCAUUUUAAUUACUCAGAAGAAUUUAAAAUACAUAUUUAGAAAUUAUAAAUCAGGAGGGUUGUCUAUUGAUCUGGUUCAUUUAGAGUAUGAGGUCGUGUUUUGACUGUCAAGUUAUUAGUUUAUAUAAAGACACCUUUACAGCUAUUAUUAUAUCUCACUGGUCCUGUUGUUCCAAGUUUUCCAAUAAAAUAUGUUUUAAAAAAAUACAGUACAAACGAACAAGUGAGGAAGACCAACACAUCACUGUUUCACACAACUACACAAGCCGUGAAAGUAAUAUAUAGCCUAUUUUAUUCUUUUAUUCAGGACUGUAGUAUUCCAAUGAAGCCUGAAGCUAAAGGUUAACUGAGCAAAGUUGCGCGUGCAGGAGUUCUGAUAUAACAUACAAUAGGAAGAUCAGCGCGUGCAGGAGUUCUGAUAUAACAUACAAUAGGAAGAUCAGCGCGUGCAGGAGUUCUGUAGUGAAGAUCAGCGCGUGCAGGAGUUCUGCAGUGAGUCGCGCGUGCAGGAGUUCUGUAGUGAGUCGCGCGAGCAGGAGUUCUGUAGUGAGGAUGUUGCAGAAAUAGUUUGUAAUGCAGACUGCCCACGUUUUACUCUACAAAAUGCAUGUCUAACAAUAAAAGCUGCAUCACUGCAAAUUAUAAAUUAUUACAAAUACACUCUUAACUACUGCAUAGUCUCAAAUUAUUCCUAUUGUAUGUUAUAUCUAGCUUUUUUUUUUAUUUGUUUGAUUGUUGUUGUUUUUUUUUUUUUUUUUGGUUGGUUUUUUGUUUAUUUUGUUUUUUUGUUUUUUUGUAAAAUUCCAUUAAAAUUCCUAAAUUGAACGGAAAAUAGUAUUAAUAAUUGUUCUAAUGAUAUAAGUGCCAGUUUUAUACGUAAAGAAAAGGUUUUAUAAAUAUUAACUGUGCUAUAAACAGAGAUACAGAUAUAAUAACUGAAAUGCUGCUAGCUAUAUGUCAAUAAUAAAAAUGAAGAUUUAAGUUUUUUCGAUAUAUCGAUAUAUCUGUUUACAAAUAAAGAUGAUCAGGAAAUAAAAUCCUUGAAAUGAA